UUGACUUGUCUAUUGCGGUCUUUGGGCCUUUGGCCUUUAUUUGCCUCGUCUCUCCUCCUUUGUCGUCCAAUCCCCUCGCACUCUCCGACUCUGUUUAGCUCUCGCAUCUGCUCGCGGCUUCCAUGGAGUUCUCCGGCGCUGGUCUCCGCCUGCUUGUGGCUGCGCUGGCCCUGCUCUUCGUCACCUCCUCCGCCCAGGCAACCUGCCCCGCCCCCCUCGCACCUCCCACCCCCGCCCCUACCCCCACACCCGCUCCCGCUCCCGCUCCAGCCACCGCUCCCCCCACCCCGGCGCCUACGCCCGCCCCCACCGUCGCGCCUCCCACCCCGGCUCCGGCGCCGGUCGCCCCCACCCCAGCGCCGUCCCCGAAGGCCGCCUCCCCGGCACCGGAAGCUGCUUCCCCCACCCCCGAGGCACCCGUCUCCUCCCCUCCCGCUCCCCCUCCCUCCGGUGAGUCGCCGACCGAGGCGCCCAGCCCGCCAACCCCCAAUACCGCUGCCGGGAUCCGCUCAGCAGGAUGGAUCUCUGCCGCUGUGGCCGUCGCGGCCGUGGUGUACGCGUUCUAGGCCCUGUAAACAAUGUCCGCCGCGGAUUCCUCGUCGGGUGACGCACGAGGAGUCGGCACAAGUUCGCGACUCUCUCUUUCCCAAUUUAACUUCUUGGUGUUAUAUUGUGGCGUUUCUUGUUUUCUUUUCCUUUCUUUCUCCUCUCAUUCCGUGUGCUUUUUCUGGAUAUUCUUCUUCUUCUUCUCCUCCUGUAAACUGAUCUAAGAAUGGCUUCUCGUUACUGUGUGUGUGAUAAUUAAUAUAUCAUUGUGGUGAA
Musa acuminata AAA Group (dessert banana) is the source of this 822-nucleotide messenger RNA. RefSeq names its product arabinogalactan protein 1-like. NCBI's taxonomy places the organism in Eukaryota, Viridiplantae, Streptophyta, Magnoliopsida, Zingiberales, Musaceae. Bases 123 to 566 code for a protein of 147 amino acids. The record is from RefSeq and is a predicted model, not a curated record. The transcript has a single exon.